AACUACCUAACUAAUUUAAUAAUAAUAACAGUGUAGUUGUAUUAAUAAAUAGUUAAAAUGUCGUUCGGAUAUAUGUUCAACCUUUACCUUCAAACCGAAAAAUAAUAUUUGAACCUAUUCUGCAUACAAAUGGAUGCGAAUGAAUUAAUCAGUUUUAAUUUUUCAUUGAAGCAAGUUGAGUAUUCGUAGAGUUUCAUUUUUUACAUAUAAAUUAUGGUAGACCAGCCGAAUAAAACAAUAAGUGAAUAUGACAGAAAAAUGCAAGAACUACAUGAUCUUCUCAAACAAGAAGAAAUGUUGAGCAAGAUACAGUACGACCAAAAAUAUUUCGAAAGGUUUUUGUUCAGCUCCAACUUUGAAGUUGCCGAAGCCUUUAAAAGAAUGAAGCUCUUUUAUGAUCUUCUGUUCCAAUACCCCGAAUGGAUGACCAAAGAACCACCAGUCAACAAAAGACAUUUAAUAGACAAAGAGAUACGUGUUGCUCUUCCCGAUACAGACAAAGAAGGAAGACCUAUAUAUUUAGUUAAAAUAGGAAAUGUUGACUGUAACACAAUGUCCCUAACAGACGUGGUAGCUGUGGACGACAUCUGGCUAGAAUCGAUCAUUUUGAACAGCAAAGCUUGCAAGCAAGGCUUGUGCGUCAUAGUAGACAUUGCCAACUAUCCCUGGAGGAUGAUCAAAUGGCUCACUCCCCACAACAUCAAACUAUCUCUAAGAAAGUUAGAGUCCAUACCCAUUAAAGAGUACAGAUUUCAUAUUGUAAACCAGGCAACUAUGAUACAUGCGGCUAUCAAACUGACUUGGCCUCUAUUACCGGAAUAUAUUAAAGAAAUGGUCAAAUUUCACUGGAAUGACAGAGAAUCCCUUCACAACCACAUCGAUCCCAAAGUCUUACCACUUGAAUAUGGCGGAUUUAAUCAUAAGUUAGACUACCAAAAAAUUAACACAGAUCUGUACGAACAAAAUGAGCAAAUCCACAUGAGCUUCAAACGAUAUAGAGAAGUAGCUCUGAAAUGACCCAGUAUCUCAUAUUGAUAUACCUAAUAAAAAACACAAUUAAUUUAUAAAAAGUACCUUUAAUUAUACAAAUACAUUAUAUUUUAUACACCGAAAAUGAUAUUUUUUUAUAAAAUUGACACCAAAAGGUAUUUAUUUUAAUAUACUUUUAUUUAAGAACCAAACCUUAAAAACAAAGUGUAAUUCAUAUCAUUACAAAUUGUGAAUUUAUUUUUUUUGAAAUAGAAAUACAGGGUGUGCCAAUAUUCCCAACAGACGGUCUUAAUUCGGUACAAGUAAAAUGUCCGUAUUUUUCGUCUACACACAAGUUUAAUUCGAUACGUUUUGACUGGACAGGUAAAACGUAAGAUAAAACCUUAUGUGUAGACGAAGCUUUAAAAUUUGAGAGAGAUAAAAAAUAAAUACGAAAGUAAUAAAAGUGUUGAGAGAUUCGUUAGAUAUUUUUUCUCAGUAAAAAUGCAUAUUUUUAACAAAUGAAGUACUUAAAUAUUUAAAUACUAUGAUAAUACUAAAUAAAUAGUCCUGUUUCAUAGAAAACAUCGAUUAAAAAAAGUAUCCAUAAGUCGAGAUUUUACAAUAGUAAUCGAUGAUUUAUAAACAUCAAUAUAUCGUUUACAUCCCUACGUCUGAGUGUUGUCAACUUUUUUUUCCUUAGAUCAGAGAGAAAUUGUCAAAGUAGCAACAUGGCUAUUCAUAUUAAGGCGCAUUCUCACCACUGGUGUACUUGACAAACAUUUGUUAUUGGAAUAUACUUGCCAUGUCGUAAGAACGGUUUACUUGGUCACUCGUCGCGUCCCCACUCUCUGUCGAUAAAUAUAGCCCGAGUCAAAGGAUCACAAUAAUUAUUCGUACACUUGCCAAGUGUACUUGGCCAGCCUUGUCUAUACCUGCCGAGGCGCAAAAAAACGACUGCGCAAAUAAUUGUACUGUUACAGAGUAUGUCCCGCGAAAUGUCCCCUUUAUUUCCGAAUCGUAGGUGUUUUUCGGUUUAAUUGCGGAUAAUUUAAAAUGUUAAAACAAUAAUAGAUUAUAUAAUAGCAAAUUUACAUUAUAACUUCAAUAUUGGCGACAUACCUAAAUUGUUCUCACAGCAAUAAAUGGAGUGGACAAAUGAAGAUUACACGGAAAAAAAAAGAUAUGUCACAUUUUCAUAGAAAUUAAGAAAGCGAUACAACUUUAUAGGAAAUGUUAGCGUCAUUCGAGAAAAAAAGCAAUAAUACGCCUAGUCCCAGAGAUAUUACAGCUUGGUUAUUUAGCCAUACAAGGGAAAAACCAGAGUAGUCCACGCGUAAAUGACAAAAACUAGAGAUGUCCUUACGCAUGGUCGACAAGCAUGCAUCUUGCAAUUAGUAUUAUAUGUUAUAAAUUUAUGUAUUGUAAUAAAAACCGACUUAAUUAUUAAUUUUCUUCCUACAACAAACACAUAAUAGUUUAGAUUUAUGUUUUAUAAAACCUGGCUUUUUUCCCUGUUUUGUUUUGCAUUUUGACAUUUUUAUUUCAGUUAAGGUAGAAUAUGGCGAUAAUUCACAAUAUUAAUAAUUCAGAAUUGGUAGUAAUAUAUAUUUUUCUAAUUAUUCAACAGAAAAUAACAUAUUUCUUUAAAAACACUAAAUUGCAUUUUUCUCGGCUCCAAUUAAAAUGGACAAAAAUCGUUUUUCCCGUCUAGUCUUCAAAUGAUGUUUUGGAAUUUGUGGAUUUAUAAGAAAAUGAGCCCUUCAUAUGGAUGGCUAAACAUAAAGAACCUAGAAAUCGUAUUGCAGUGUACAGUAUAAGAACUUAAAAAGAAAAAAGAAUCACUAGCAACGACAAUUUCGGGACGACCGGUAUCCAUCGAUGCGACUAUACUGUUUACUUGCCAAGGAUUUAACAAUGUUUGUGCUGGCGUACUUGUUAAAAUGGCACGUCGUGUGAGCGCCUCACUUGCCGAUGUUGUUUACAAAGUGGGGACUGGUGGGGAUACUUGUAAAAGUCGUGAGAGUGCGCCUUUAAAUAUAAGUAGUCCUUAAUAAGUAACAAAAAAUAUUCGAUAAUCGAACUCUAAACUAAAUGAAGACAGCGACUUUCUUAUGAUAUGAACACUCGGCAUGAAGGAUUUAAUACUAUUAUUACAGUAAAGUCAGUAUAUACACCUAAUUAUUGCUAAUAAUAAAUCAACCACCAUUAGAAAUUUGAAAUAUUUGAAAACAGUGAUAAGAGUAACACCCAAUUCACUUUUAAAAGGCAAGAAAAUAUUUUUGUUCAUAUUAUUUCAUAGAUAUACAGGGUGACCCUGGCUGAGCUUCCAUUAGAGGUAGUCUAGAAAACUACAAUAUGUUUUUCAACUUAUUAUUUCGGUAUAUUAAGUAUCCAUAUCAAUCUAUAAGGCUAGUAUAUUUAGGAAAUUAGGCAAAAUUUAGCAUUAGGAAAUGUGGAAAAGUAUAAACGAGAUUAACAAUUUUAGAACAAGCAAAAUUUUUUAUGAAGAAUGCAUUUUUUUCAAAAUGCCAAUAAUGAAAAGGUUUUUCCUCUUGUAAAGACAAUCCAGGGAC
This is a messenger RNA of Sitophilus oryzae (rice weevil), 3545 nucleotides long. RefSeq lists its product as uncharacterized. The record is from RefSeq and is a predicted model, not a curated record. Lineage: Eukaryota; Metazoa; Arthropoda; Insecta; Coleoptera; Curculionidae. The transcript has 5 exons. Gene Ontology annotation, molecular function: phosphatidylinositol bisphosphate binding. Bases 214 to 1017 code for a protein of 267 amino acids. Gene Ontology annotation, cellular component: membrane.